GAGUAGCCCUUGCUCGCUUUGCAGAAGUCAUCGCUCACUGACAACGACGGCUGAACAUCCAUGACACAGCUACGCACCCGAUGCGAAUUCUACUCCACUUUCGGCGAUCGCGAAGACGACAAUGUCAUGGGUGAUCAACACAUCAUGUCUGACGAGAGACGACCCAUCGCAACUAUCACCCCCGGCGUCAGCAUCUAUGUCACUGCCCUACUCGAGUACGUGGGAGAGCACAUCCUCAAGAACAUCUCUCGUGUCAUUGAGCGAGACAACUCAGAUGAAGCAUCCCUUGCGGACCUCAAGGCCGCCAUUGAAGAAGAUGAGUCUCUCUUGACUGUAUGGCGACAGAUGCUGGUCAAGACUGAGCUCGAGAAACGCAUGGUUGCGGAAUUCGCCAUUCAUAGAGGCUCAAAGAGGACCAGUCGACCUUGGAAGGUGCCCGAUGCAAAUGAGCUAGACCAAGCAGCCGGUAGCUCGAGUACGUUUCGGCGAUCUCGAGGCAAGCGCCCGGAUACGGCUCAGUCAAUUAGCUCGAUUCCCAUGGCAGAACGAAGCAGCUCAAGCGCUAGUGGGCAUGGUGUCGAGAACGCCACCUCAACGAGUAGCCAGUACACGGGAGAGAAUGUUAAUAGUAACCGCGGCACCUUUUCUCCAGUCAACGAUGCCAGUAUCUCCACCGGAGAAGGUCUUCUCACCUCCCCGCCACGUACGAAGAUGGCCCGCCGUGGUAGUGUCGACAAGGGCUUGACCUCGUUGUUCGGAGGCAGGAAGAGAUUGAGCCUCAAAGUGAGCCAGGAUACUCCCUUCAAAGGUCGCUCUAGCAGUAAGGCACCGACGGCUGAGAGGUCGUCUUCUCAGCCUGGAGACACGUCGGAUGUGAGUGUUCAGCUGGCAGCUCCACUUUUGACGCCAUCCUGCUGACUGCAAUCCCUGCUCUUUCGCUGCACAGGACUUCGAGGCACUCGUAAUGUCUAGUCAAACAAUGCGAGUGUCUCUCACGCCAAAUCGUCUUCACACAAUCGGAGUAUCACCCAACGAAGAUGAUGCCAAGAAAGCUCGUCCCCGACCUGGCACGCUCAACAUGGCACUCUUGCGAGGCAGUAACGCUGCUGACGGUAGUCGCAUGCCAUCACCCAUGUUGGCUGCUACUCCGAGAGAACCGAUGGAAGAGCUCGCC
Molecule: messenger RNA, 1174 nt
Organism: Microstroma glucosiphilum
Lineage: Eukaryota; Fungi; Basidiomycota; Exobasidiomycetes; Microstromatales; Microstromataceae
Exons: 1
Coding region: 61-918 (285 amino acids)
Molecular function (GO): protein heterodimerization activity
Source: RefSeq, a predicted model, not a curated record